UGUAAAUUUUGAUGGAUGCUAAUUUCAAUCCUGCAUGGUGUUUGAGAUUGUUCCCUUUAUUCUUCACAAAUGAAUGAGAAAAAAGCCGAAGACAUCGAGGGGCCCGUUAAACCACCAAAAGAUGACGAAGUUCCAUUCAUUAUGGCAGAAAAACCGGCUGGAAACGAAAAACGACACAAUGCUAUGAACGAAGGAGAGCAUAGCAGGUCGCUUGACGAACAAGUGAAACAUUUGGAGCGAAAGAUCCGCGCAUACAGCAAAGCUAAAGACAAAGUUAAUGAAGGAGAAGCUCUGAGUAGCUUAGGAAUACUCUAUUACAAGGCAAACAGAUUUGCUGAGGCUAAAAGCUGUCAUGAACGACAUCUUAACUUAGCAAAAGCUAUUCAAAACAAACGCGCCGAAAAGAGAGCAUAUUGUAAUCUGGGUUGCACUUAUCGAAGGAUUGGUGACUUGGAUAAAGCUGUUGAAUGUUACGAACAGGGUUUAAGACUUGUAAAGGAGCUGGAAGAUAGACUCGGUGAAGCAAAACUCUUGAAUAACCUUGGAAAUAUUUUUGAGCAGCGCUGUGACUUUGACCAAGCUGUGUAUUGUCAUCAAAAACGUCUGAGCGUCGCCAGAGAAUUAAAAGAUUUAGACGGCGAGAGCAAAGCUUGUGCGAGUUUGGGAAACAUAUAUCAUUUGCUGGGGAAUAUUCGAGAAAGCAUCAACUAUUACGAAAAGCUGGUGGCGUGUUUAAAGUACAAGCUAGCCAUGCAAGAAAAGAAAUCGAAAAGCGAGGAGGGCUCAGAAGACUGCUCUAUGCCGGGUAGCUCUUCAAAUAAAAUGGGAGAUGACUCCAAAAAGUCACGAGCGAGGAGAGGAAGCGAUCUUGAUGAACAAGGUAGUAAUAGCAGUAAAAGUAGUGGUGACAGGAGUGGGAACGGAAGUGGUAAGGGGUCUUCUAUUCACUGAAGAGGAGACAGCUCGAGCAGCAGAAUGAUCUAACUUUUCAAAUUGUGCUCACA
Pocillopora verrucosa is the source of this 1004-nucleotide messenger RNA. RefSeq names its product G-protein-signaling modulator 2-like. The record is from RefSeq and is a predicted model, not a curated record. Gene Ontology annotation, molecular function: protein binding. Lineage: Eukaryota; Metazoa; Cnidaria; Anthozoa; Scleractinia; Pocilloporidae.